Molecule: messenger RNA, 8462 nt
Organism: Spirometra erinaceieuropaei
Lineage: Eukaryota; Metazoa; Platyhelminthes; Cestoda; Diphyllobothriidea; Diphyllobothriidae
Source: the annotation of a GenBank genome assembly
AUGAGCGGUGAGCGAGACCUCAUCUCGGGCCUCGUCUUUCCAGCCCUCAGGAAGCAGCUCUCAAAACUCGACUUUCCUGUCCACCUGAAUGAGAUUGAUCUACGAUGGGGUGUUCCUGAAUCUGCCACGCGAACUCCUGAUGCUUUACGCGCUUGCCUUGAACACGUGGCCACUUCAGACUACCUGAUUCUUUUGUUGGGCGAGAGGUAUGGAUCACCGCUAGAGCGACUUUGACUGUGCGCGCUCUGGCGGAGGGUACCUCAUCUCAUUAGCCUGUUUUUCCAACCCAAGUUUUGCUCAUCACAUUGUCUUUCGCAGGCCAUUUACUAUUUUCGAAAUUCCGCUACCCCUUUGCAUGGCCUUUGCUAUGUACAUUCUUUGUUUCGCCAUGCUGACGGCGAUAGGCCUGAAGUCCCAGCCCUACAAGCACAUAUUUCAUUUGGUUGUUGCAUAAAGGAAGACCUCCUUAAGAUGCAGCCUAGGAAGUUUACUUAGGUUGCAACAGCUGAUCUCCGAUACUUAUAUACAAUUUGGCCGUUAUAUCACUAAUAUCUAGAAAAUUCGUUUUCUUAGUUCAGUCUACUUUUAAUUCAAUCUCGUUGAGGUGUACACUGUUUUUGAUGUAAAUACCAUGGUAAGGAUCGAUCAUGGACGCAACCCCAUCCCCACACCCGUCUUCUCACUUCUCCCCCCCCCCGCAUGACUGCCUGCUGUUCCGCGCGUUGCUGCUUUAAUCACGCCCUGUUUUCACUGUAAUCCGAUCUCCCUUCCCUAGAUAAAUUCCCUCCUUCCACCUCGCCGUCCGCCCCCGUAUAUACGAUCAAUAGUCCAUGUUCCGUCUUACCUAUCCCAUUUUAUUCCUCUAUGUCGCUCUCCGAUUGAACAGUUUACCUUGUCUCAUAAGUGGCAAUGACCGUGUGCAGUAGAAUAAGAGAUCAUGGAAUUUUAUGACGUCAUUGAAUUCUGCAUAUUUCAUCGCUUUUGCCUUGUUCAAAUUCAUUCGGGGAAAACAGUGCUUCGACUUAACAAUAAUCUAUGAUAACUUAGACAGAAGCUUCUUUUCCUCUACAGAUAUGGUUGGGUGCCGCCGGAGGAGCUGGUUCACGCCCUUCCAGAGAAACUGCGCAAACGAGUCCUCAGAGUUUACAAACACGACAUGUCUAUCACGGAGUUGGAGGCCUCCCUCUUCCUCGAUCUUAACUACCAAAACGAAAGGCGUUUGAUCUGCUGCCUUCGCGAUCCCAAAUGUCUGGAGUACGUUUGACCUAUCUUUAUGCAACAAAGUCGUUUUUUAACGUAUGUCUACAAGGAACGCGCCGCUGGUCUAAUUUCCACUUGUCCGCUCACAGGUGUAAACAGGAAAGCAUUCUAAAUAGAAAAUUAUCUAUUAGUUUUAUUAGGAUAUUUCUGCCCUAACCCACCAAAACGCCAUUACGCUCUUUUCGACUAGUGGAAGUUUUUUCGUUCUAUCUACUCCAUGAACCCCCUCCCCCGCCAUCUGUAAUCGUAAAAUCUGAAUGAAAAGCAUAUUGAUAGUUUUAGUUUUUGUUUGAGCAUUGUAAGGGUAAAACUGAGAGGACGGGGACUCGAGUCCGGCCACUGUACUGGACAGAGAAACUCAUACACCGUCUCUCCAAAGAGUCAGGAUAGCAUCGCUACAAGGCGUAAACUUUGGUAAACAUUACUGUCACUUCAGUUCUUCUUGACUUACGCUCAGCAGCUUAUGAACCAUUUUCUGGGACAAUUGCUUCUAUGCAGCUGUGAGGACAUACAAGCGUAAAGCAUUGCAACUCAGACGAAGUGAGUGUUUCGCUGUUUGAUAGACAUCCGGCCUCAAAACGGGCCACGUGUUAGAUGCGCUGGACCAACACGGGGGCCACAUCGGACUCUGGCAGGCGUUAUCUGUGCGCAAUAACAAAUGCCAACAUUUGCGGGGUGCGCUGGCAGACCCCGUUGUCGGCAUUCGUCGCACAACUGGACCACUGCCAUCACCCCAUUGUUUUGUGGUCAAAAUCCUGGUCAUUUGUGUGUGGACCAGGGGGUGCGGAGUGGAGCGCCAAGGCGAGGAUCCGUCCGAGCCAUCCACCUGCGGCCUCCCCCGUCUCCGGUCUUCUUAACUUGGUCUUGACACCGGGCCCAGGCGGGGGAAGAGGAGAGAGUGUAGGUGGAUGCUGCGCAAGUCUACUGGCACUAUAAACCCCUGCGUAAGCCACCGUCCCUGCUCCCGCAAUGCAGUCUGUGGGGCACACGGUGGACAUCAUCGAAAUCGAUGGUCGAACUGUCGAGAGACAUCCGGCAAUUGCGACACAUGUAGGUGGGUUUAUUUCCAGUUGGUAUGAAUAGAAGAAAGCGGUUCCUAUAGCCAGUCAUAACUUGCGGAAGAAAUGGGUCCUAUACGGCAAGUAUGAACGAUCUGGUUAAUGACUGGAUCCAAGUGAAGCACAAUAAUAUGAGCAAAGACCACUAAACCAAAAGAAUCUGUAUGGUUGUGUACGAAUAAUUCCUUACCAUGUCCUUUUUCUCGCGAUUUUUAAAAUAUUUUCAACAGAUUGAAAUUGUCCCACAGAAGCAUCCACCAACCAGUAAAGCUUGAUAAAGCUACCCAAUGAUCCUACUAUACCCCAGUGUUCCACCCCGUAUCUCAUAUCAUCGUGGGUAGCUUUGGUCUUUCAACGUCCAUCAUACGCACCCGAUCUUUUUGUAACGGAUUACGGUCUUCUGUUUCGCCCGUAAUUUCCUAUCCCGAGCUCGAAAAACUACAUUUUUUGAUUCGAACACAUUAUUGAUCUUAGAGCAACGACCUUCUGCUGAAAGUCCUUUAAGAGAGUACCAUUCAUACUCAGGAAACGCAUUUCCACUACAUACAAUCUUGUUUGCAAAAACUCCAAGUUUUAGUCGUAAACUCCAAAACUCGUUGCUUCAUUUUGGACAACCCAGUAGAUUGUUCGUUAUUGGGCCACACCCCUAAGGACCGUAGGUAUACAGCACAAGGGAAAAACGGAAUGUCUCCAUUGCAUCCUAUAACCUGAACGGGUUGGUGAACACCACUCUCAUCUGAUUUUAAAUACGUGCGAUCGCAACCGACAGAAUUUGGAACCAUUGCCUAACUUCAGGAGCAACUGGCUGCAUAAACAGCUGAUCUCCUAUUCAGCCCUCGAAUGGUUCGGGAUGUGGUCGACUGACGGUGACCAUUUCAACGUCCCGUAUCUUUGUCAAUAGCGAUUUUCCACUGCGAAUAUCAUAGCAGCUGUGAGUUAGUGUGUAGUCGAAUAGGUUUGUCCGAGUACGCCUGCGUGGAGAAAGAAAGAGAAAGAGUCUUCAAAAGUAGCUACCGACUUUCCCCUGAAUCUUAUGUAAGCGAAACACUUAGACAAUUUUCUGUUUCUUCAGGGCGUUGCCAGCGAUUCAAAGAUCGAACUUUGUGGAGUCUUCUGCUGUGAAGACCUCUCGCCUUAAUGCUUUUAAGGCGAAAUUGAAGUCAAAGGGUCUUGUUCAUCUCAAUAAGUAAGUUGGUCCUUUUCGUGUCACGAACAGUGUUCGCCUGCAUUCAGGCUUGUUGAGUACUCUUCCGCAAUUGAAGUUAUUUAUUAAGCUUAGCCAAUUUCAUACUGACGUUGCCUUCUUUUUCCUCACAGUUACAAGGCUGCCUACGCCGGUGUGGUUUCUCACUACCCAAUGAUGGGCGAUUUGGCCGAUCUCGGAGAGGCUAUUUUCAGCUCUUUGUAUUCGGAAAUUGUCGAGACCAUGGGAAGUCGUAAAAGCCAUCGAAGUGUACGUUUUUCUUAAAUAUUACUCUUCUGCUCUUGUCAGCUUCCUCAGUUUUGCCGUUGUAUCUGGCCCCAAAUCGUGCGAUUUCGUUUUUCCAGAGUACAACGACCCGUACGCUACGAGAUGCGGUAAAUAUUCGUACUUAACACCUCGCCGCUUCCACAAAAGUUACUUUUCAACUUCAAUUGAAAUUGGCUUAAUGACGUGGAGUCGGUUAGUGACUUUUUGAUGUCUCCCAUCCUGAUGCGACCCUGUCCGGAUUUGGUGUGUUGCGUCGGCCGAUAUAAGUAGUAAUUCCUGUCCCCCAUUGUUCAUGCGAACGCAUACUUACCUGGUAAAUUCUCUAAUGCGAAGCGCAAUGACAAAUCCUGCAACACAGUCACGGACCGUGCCUUUGCCGUCUAGACUGCUAUUCAUCUUUGCUGACUCCUGCUUCUAAAGAACCAGGGAUUGUUUGUUGGCAUUCUGACGUCUCCUCUGCUCCCUGUACGCGAGUCUGUGCUUGCAUGCUUAGAUUUGCACGCGUUCAUGCAUGCACAAGUUGCGCCAGAUACUCCGUAGGCCUUGCCAGUUUGAGCGGGCGUGCGCCUGUUUACGGGUGUCUGCACACAACAGUCCUGAAAAGGUUUCGGUGGGUGACUUCAUUGUUGCGCAACUCGUUUUCUAGGUUGCACAAUCUGGGGUAACAAAAUGCAAGUUCUAUCUGGGAAAACAGCCGCACGAAUUCAGCUUGCUUAUGCGCACUUGCUGCCCCCGGGAGUAUGGCGGAUACGAAUCGGUGAUUUCGCGAUCGUUGUCGACGCACAAAUUUAUUGUCUUUGAAUUCCCUCGGAUGAUCAGUCCUGCGUGAUGCAGUGGCAUUGCGUUUAGAGUUUCUUCGUCUCCCAUUCAUCAACCGUCUGUGCUUCACUUUCAUAAUCACUGCUGUGUGUACACAUCGGCCUCAAGUGAGCAUAAGAGAUGGCUGUUGAGGUGACGACCGUCAGUACGUAAGCACUUGGCUAGAGAUUAAAAAAUAAGGGAUAUGUGGUAAACAUUUGUUCAGAUUUUUGACCGACAAAGACAGAGGCAGUGGGAUGCUCAUUUUUUCUUUAUUUUCCGUCACCAGAGACCACCUGUGUAGGUCGUAUAUCUGGAUGUCCAAGGCAUAGAGAAAAUGCCCGUGUUUGUUCUACAUUCCGCCUAGACUGCUGCACACCAGUAUCAUGUAACUGCAAUAAUCUUGAAAAAAGGAGCCGCCUUGAUCAUUGCCAUGUUCUUUAGUCACAGAAACUGAGGAGAAGUGGUGCCUCAGAUAAUUUGGAGAAAGCUUGGUCAGUUAUGCUGUCUUGCACUGGAAUAUCUUUACUUACUGUGUCUGGUUGCAAUCUGGCACCUGCUCCAUUUGGUGGCAUUACCUGCGGUUUUUUUUCCUCGACAUUCUUUCAUUCGUUGAAUUCGAGCAGUUUUUCGGGUGGCAGAAUUAAUCACUUCAAUGUUUGAGCUUUUCCAGGGUUACUAGUCUGCUCCUCUCAAAAAUCCAACUAGACAUAAAGACAGCGUCUGGAACCGCCACUGAAGUUGUACCCUCGGUUCGGUAACCUGUACCACAAAAUUGGCAUUCUCUUUAUAUCCUGACUUAUCUGCCACAUUUUGAACCGAUGCCGCUGCCAUUGUUACGAAGCUUACUAAAACUCUUUAGCAGUGCUGCGUAUUCCGUUGGGUUUCUUGCCCGAGUGACACAUUGAGAAGAAAAAUGCCCAUCCACUUCAUUAACGUCACCCAAUACGGCAACACAGCUCACCUAGUAUCUUUUCAAUAUGUCACGUUUAUGCAAUACAGGUUGUUUAUAGUCGGGCUUGACAGAGAGAUGUAAAGGUAUAGGGGCUAACAGAGAAAUUGAGCUCCCCUGCAACGUUAAUACAGACCGCCGCGUUGUGGAUGUUCACGACGCAUAAACUGUGGACACGAUUCUCAGACUUUCUGUUCAAUUUCUAUCUCCUAAUAGGAGGAUGAUUUUACCAGCCCGACUUCGGCCUCUGUGUCUGCUGCCUACCUGGAAUCCAUCGCUGCAUCUGCCUGUCCGCGACACCUUCGUGAAGUGGUUAAGUCCCUUUUUACUGACUUGCCUCUCCGAGGCGGUCAAGUGCGUCGGGCUCGACUGAUGGCUGCAGAGGCGGCAGCCACUAAGACGCCUGAUAGCUGGAAUUUGUCUGUCGGACAGAAACGCAAGCGGAUGGAAAAUAUUGGUGGGUUCCAUUUAACAGGGAAUAACGUUUUUUUGAGGGUUCCGCUAAAUGCAACGCACAAUAUUCUUUAAGGACAGUUGCGAAGCUGAGUCCUGUUUUGGGAUCUCUUUCUUACAAAUCUCCCGCAUUACCAUUUUCCUCAUUUUUUCUCGCUUAAAUGUAGGGUUUAUUUUUUUCCGUCUCCUCAUCUAUGUUAAACAAACACUUGCAUCUCUGCUGCUGAACCUUCUGCGUUUCUCCGCGGUAGAAGUCAGCUGCUGGCUCCAAGUUGCCUAAAAAAUAACUUAUCUUUACUCGUUGGCUGUAUCCAUCGCACAACCAACGCCAGUGAGGCUUUGGAUCUUUGUCUCUCACAGGCACUUCAUGUUGCGGCCGAAUAAAGGUUUAAGUAUCAGUUGGUUGCGGAUGAUUUCAAUCUUCCUGGAGUCCACUGGUCUCUGCCUUCUGGUCCCAGAAGGUUUGAAAACUUACUUGAGGCUGUGGAUGUUUGCCGUGCGGAAUAAGACUGUCGAUUUUCCCAUCCGAGGAUAAGCAUAGUUGGGCCUAAUUUUCUGUAGGGGUUGUAUGACCUUGUCAGUGUCAUCUUUAGGCCAACUCGGGGCAGCAGACCACGACAUAGAUGUUUCUACGUUAGAACUCGAAGCUGAUGAAAUUUAGUCCCCAGGAUAUAGCUUUUUCUUCGACUACCGAUCAGUCCGUUCGGUCUACUAAUUAACAUACAUUGAUUCCUACGAUUGGACUGAUUUCUUCCUAAGUUCGGAUGUGAAUGUUUUCACCGCUAAGGAGAGCUCGAAGCACGCGCAGGGGAGCGCGUGAGUAUGGCGUGUACACAUUCUGCAGCGAGACAGCCAUUCGCUGUAUUAGUGGGAUAAGGAGGGUGCAAUCACCACGGGAAGGCCACGGAGGCAACCGCGUGAUAAUUCGCAGUACGGGACCCUUGUAGUGGAGCCGACGGAGUUCCAAUCCAUCCAAACAGUUCCAUUAGCAAUCCUACGUAGCCGCUCAAUGGAUUAAGAUAAUGAAGUGGGCGCAAGCAGAGCUCGAGGCAUGCGCAGGGAAGUGCGUGGGAACUGAUAACUGAAGUAACCGAGGCUGAUUGGUACGCAAUCCUACCCUCGUGGCAUAGUCACUCGAUGGAUUAUAGUGGUGAGGAAGGUGCAAAGACGUGAUAUUUGCAAAGGCAGCUUAUUCGCAUCUGCCAAAACUUUCAUAGAAAUCUAACCUUAUAGUAUAAAUCAGGUGGGGCUGCAGCAUCAAACCUCGCCAAUCCAUUUCAUUGGAAUGGACACACGAAUAAAUUUUUUAGCCCACUCCUCUGCGUGUCGCUUUGAAAAUGAAUAGCUGUGCUUAAGUUCAUCUGCAUUAAUUGACGCUUUCACUCUGUAGUCCUUUUUUAUCAGUGCGGGUAAAAGAUAUGGUCGUCUUCUGUUAAUCAAAAGUAUUUCUGUUACUUUUUAGGACAUGACGGCGGUAUUCUAUGUCUCAUUGGAUCCCCUGGGUCAGGGAAGACCACCCUCAUGUCCGCCCUGGCGACGGUCAUGGCCAGACCGGGUUGGAAGCCUGCUGCCAAGGAGGCACACGCAUCAGGAAUGACCUUUGGAAAGUCACGAGAUGAAGACAAGCCAACGGGUAAAGAGUGGGUAUGCAGGGUGUUUGUUCAUCUUGUCCUCGGUGCCUACACUUCCACCACCAAGCAAUCGGGUUUUAUUGUGGCCAUCCCUCAAAUGACGCAUUUGAAGACACUGCUUGUCCAGUGGAUAACUCGCAUUAUCAACGAGCUCCUCAUCGGCUGCAGUCCAAAUCUGGAAAAGGAAUUAAGUAAGCUGGAGGUGGAACUUCAUGCUCCAACCGAAGAUGCCUCUGGUGACUUGAGGUUUGUUUACCAUCUUCACUGUUAGUCCAGUCAGUUUGCAGUUAUGAUCCUUGGUACACGUAUUUGUUCUUAUUUUCGAUCUUAAUUAACCCUUGACUUUUGUUGUGAUCAACCUGGUUGAUGACUGUUCUCUCAUUGGGCCCGUUUUCUUUCUCCAAAUAAACAGGUCCAGCUUUGUUUAUGUGGUGUAGCAGUGAGGGUCAGACAUUUUUAAGUGGAGAUUUCUUAUUCAUUUUCCGUCGUCUGUCUAAAAGAAUUUGAAAUUGGAUACGUAGGCACCCAUGCAUGAACAAAUCAGUGAAGAGGGAGUGAUUUAACUUUAUCUGGCCAUUGACCUAGGUUCCCUAGUGCCCCUGUACUAAGUUAAUUAUUUAACUGGACAGCUUAUCCUAGCAUUAACCACAUUAAGAAGUCAAGUUGGCAAACACGUCUUUUCGGCAAUUCUUUGUCAGGCCAAUACAGUUACAUGGAGGAAUGAAAAUAUACACAAGUAACAGUGUUUAUAGGUGUCGUAAGGGCCACUAAGUCACUAACACUCAUCUUCCCCACGCAGCCCACAUGACGAGGUCGACGAGUUUGAUCUUCAGGGCUAG